Messenger RNA from Impatiens glandulifera, 1909 nucleotides. Its product is annotated as carotenoid 9,10(9',10')-cleavage dioxygenase 1. Gene Ontology annotation, cellular component: chloroplast stroma. Gene Ontology annotation, biological process: carotene catabolic process. Gene Ontology annotation, molecular function: carotenoid dioxygenase activity. The transcript has 14 exons. The record is from RefSeq and is a predicted model, not a curated record. The coding region runs from base 88 to 1719 and encodes 543 amino acids. Lineage: Eukaryota; Viridiplantae; Streptophyta; Magnoliopsida; Ericales; Balsaminaceae.
AUUCUCUUUCAUCUAUCUAUCUACAUAUAUAAAGACAGUAUUGGUUCACUUUUGAGAAGUGGGUGGAAUCACUGAGCGAAGAUAACAAUGGGGCAGAAAGAAAACGACGAGAGAAUCGAUGGUGGGGUGGUGUUGGUAAACCCUAAGCCUCAAAAUGGAAUCGCUGCUAAGGCAAUUGAUUUGUUGGAGAAGUUGUUUGUCAAGUUUAUGCAUGAUUCAAAGCAGCCUCUUCAUUAUCUAUCCGGCAAUUUUGCUCCUGUCGAUGAGACUCCGCCUUGCAAGGAUCUUCCCGUUGUGGGUUAUCUUCCGGAUUGUUUGAAUGGUGAAUUUGUUCGGGUUGGACCUAACGCUAAGUUUGCCCCUGUUGCUGGAUACCAUUGGUUUGAUGGUGAUGGUAUGAUUCAUGGCUUGCGCAUAAAAGAUGGAAAAGCAUCAUAUGUAUCUCGUUAUGUUAAGACAUCACGCCUGAAACAAGAAGGGUUUUUUGGAGGAUCCAAGUUCAUGAAGAUUGGAGAUCUUAAGGGCUUCUUUGGAUUAAUCAUGGUUAACAUACAACUGCUGCGUGCGAAGCUGAAAGUAUUAGAUCUUUCGUAUGGAAAUUCAACAGCGAAUACUGCGUUGGUAUAUCACCAUGGCAAGCUAUUAGCUUUGUCAGAGGCAGAUAAGCCAUAUGUUCUAAAAGUUCUGGAAGACGGAGAUCUGCAGACUGUUGGUUUGCUGGAUUAUGACAAGAGAUUGUCGCAUUCUUUUACAGCUCAUCCAAAGGUGGAUCCGUUUACCGGUGAAAUGUUCACUUUUGGCUAUUCACAUACGGCACCAUAUGUUACAUAUCGAGUUAUUUCCAAGGAUGGCUUCAUGCAUGAUCCUGUUCCCAUAACAAUUCCAGCACCUAUAAUGAUGCACGACUUUGCAAUCACUGAAAGUUAUGCUAUUUUCUUGGAUCUUCCUUUGUACUUCAAACCAAAGGAAAUGGUUAAGGAAAAUAAACUAAUUUUUUCAUUUGAUGAGACUAAAAAAGCCCGAUUUGGUGUACUUCCUCGAUAUGCUAAGAAUGAACUCCUGAUUAAAUGGUUUGAGCUUCCAAAUUGCUUUAUCUUCCAUAAUGCCAAUGCUUGGGAGGAAGGUGACGAAGUUGUCUUGAUCGCUUGCCGACUCGAAAAACCAGACUUGGACAUGAUUAGCGGGAGUGUCAAAGGAAAACUUGAUAAUUUUAGUAAUGAACUGUACGAAAUGAGAUUCAACAUGAAAAAUGGUUUGGCUUCUCAAAGAAAAUUAUCUGCCCCUUCUGUUGAUUUUCCAAGGGUGAAUGAGAGCUAUACUGGAAGGAAGCAGCGAUAUGUCUAUGGAACCGUGCUUAACAGUAUUGCCAAAGUGACUGGCAUUGUCAAAUUUGAUUUGGAGGCAGAGCCAGAAUCUGAAAAGGAAAAUAUUGAAGUUGGAGGAAAUGUUCUAGGCCUGUUUGACUUGGGACCCAAUAGAUUCGGUUCAGAAGCAGUUUUUGUGCCUCGCCAACCUGGUAUUACUUCUGAAGAAGAUGAUGGCUACUUGAUAUUCUUUGUUCAUGAUGAGGUCACUGGAAAAUCGGCGAUUAAUGUGCUUGAUGCUAAAACAAUGUCGUCUGAGCCUGUUGCUGUUGUUGAUUUGCCUCACAGGGUUCCUUAUGGUUUCCAUGCGUUCUUUGUAACUGAGGAACAACUACAAGAGCAAAUGAAACUCUAGUUUGGUUUGCCUGAUCUCCUCAAUUUCAGAUUACUAAAGGAAUAUUAUUGUCCAAUAAUACAUGAUAUAUACUGUUUGGAACAAUGGGUUUGAGGAAUAAGAUUUCUCUGAACAAAGAAUUAUUGUAUUUUGACAACUCUUGUAGUAAUUGUGGUGAUGUCUUUGUUGCUAAUAAAUUCUUGCUCAUUUG